Molecule: messenger RNA, 3466 nt
Organism: Paramuricea clavata
Lineage: Eukaryota; Metazoa; Cnidaria; Anthozoa; Malacalcyonacea; Plexauridae
Source: the annotation of a GenBank genome assembly
AUGUCAUUACGAUUCAUUCCUAUUUCUUUACAUGUUGGUAUUACAGGGAAGCUAAAGUAUGUUACUGUAUUGUGUCUUGUGAUGGUCUUUGGUUUACAAGAUUCUGUCAACGCCAAUGGUUGCAGUAAGUAUAAACAAACUCUAUUUAUUUUGGAUAGCUCUCUCAGUUCUACAUUGUAAGGAAUGACUAGAAGGGUUGGCUAGAAGGAGGAUACAAGCGCCUGGAUGUCGAUUCUUUCACGUUUUAAUGAUUUUGAAAAAUAGCGGCCAUCUUGACAACUUUUUUUAUCAAUACUAUAGAUGGCUUUAUCUGUUCUCAACUGUUCUUCCUAGAGGUCCAGCAAUUAGGAUGAUCUCUUAUUGAUCCAGUGUUAAUACAGUAGGAAACCUAAACUAACUUUAUUUAUACUGAAUAGCUCUAUCAGUUCUAAAUUGUUCUUCCUAGAGGUUCAGUAACGAUCAUCUCUUAUUGUCCAGUACGUGUUACUACAAAAGGAAACCUAAACUAAACUAACUUUAUUUAUACUACUGAUAGCUCUGUCAGUUCUAAACUGUUCUUCCUAGAGGUCCAGUAAGGAUCAUUUCUUGUUGAUCCAGUACGUGUUACUGCAGGAGGAAACCUAAACUAAACUUACUUUAUUUAUACUGGAUAUAGCUCUAUCAGUUUUAAGGGCUAUCUUUGGUAUAUAUUCACGCCCAACUUUAUUUUUUUAGCAACAGCAGAGGAAGUCGUUUCAAUUUAUGGUGCCAACUUUAACACUCCGAAGUCAAGAGAACCGUAUUUUGUUAGGAUCCAACGUUGUGUUAUGGGGAAUAAUAAUCUCCCGUGUUGGUUUUGGUCUGUUCCUCGCGAAAAUUCACGCAAAGAAGUAGAAAUAGUUGUUCCAGACAUCAACGACAAAACAAAGUUUUAUAAAUAUGUUGUGUAUAAUGAUACAGCUUGUGAAUGUCAAUGCAGUGGAGCACAAAACAGUGUCACACAGCACAAACGUCUUGCAUCACACGAAGGUAUGUUGUUAAUAAUAAUAUAAAUAAUAAUACAAUCUUUACCCAGGAUGCUCCAUUAGGCAAAAGCGUGCUUUUCAUGGAGGUUCUCGUAAAAUACUCCUCGUGAAAUUUAUCAAUAAAAUACGAACGUUCUCAUCAAGUCGUUUCACAAGCCCUUUACCUUAAAGACAUUUACUUUGUUUACAUUUACUUUGUUUACUUUGUUAACUCAGUUGUAAAAUAUGAUUAGAUAGAUAUUAUACUGAAUUUUUAACACUCUUCUGGUUCGCUAUGCUUGUAAAUGAAUACAGACUAGAGAUUCAAUUCAAGAAAGUUCAAAAGAUACGAAAUAUUAAUAACAUGCCAACGGUCGGGUCCCGACCAUUGGAAUGUAAGCCUGCGCAGAACGUAUGCGCAGAACGGACUUUACAUGGUCUUUAAUUAUAUUCUUCCGUUCUAGUUAACGAAACUGAAUUCACCUCAAAGCUAGCCAUGAAUCCAGAGAACUUGAGAGCAUGCAACAGAUCGGCAUACUGCAGCAAGCCUCAACCACGCUAUGUCAUCAACACAUGGGGUGUUGAGUCCGAACCACAAUGGAGAUAUAUAAAGUACCAUCAAUGCUUGCCCGGCUGUAAGAGUACGACAACGAUUUCGGAAUAUAAAUUUGAGAACUUACGUGGGGAGCCUGCAAGAACUCAAACUGUAUCAGAAGACUUGGCUUGCUCGCCUUAUGUACAAGAAAAACCUGGAGAACGCGCGACAUUGAUCAACGGAAGGAGUCCAAACGAUGGUUCAUUGGAAGCAUCAGACGAAACAAGUAUGAAUAAUUCCUUUAUAAACAUGUUUACACUAUGGUUUAGACUAUCAAAGUUUCUGUGAUCACAGUAGCAGGAUUUUGCAUCAGAAUACAAGCUCCUCAAUGGUCAUCAUUUUCUUUGUGUUCUCUCAUGAACUAUUAAAGGAAUACCGAAUGGUUUUCCGUGCAGGAUUGCGUGAUCCAUGCACGAGGGAUUAGUGCUGUGCGCCGGAGUUGCCGGAGCCGGAGUUCUGCCGGAGCUCCGGCGGUUUUUCCGACGCCGAGCCGGAGCAGAAUUUUGUAUGCCGGAGCCCGGAGCCGGAGUUACGUUUUCCCAGCUCCGGCAAAAUGACAAGAAAACAAUAUGAAAUGAGACAAAUGUCAAACGAUUGUUAGUUACUGCAAACUGCCAAUUGCUGUUAAUGAAUUCAUCAUAGACUCAAACUGCCACAGCCCACAGGAACAGCGUCGAAAAGCUGUAAUACGAUCGCAACUUACAAACGUCAUGCUUUCAUGAAGCCAUCUGACUUAGCGCUACAUACUGUAGUCUGUGUAUUUCAUGCCUUGUAGAUAACGAAAAAGUACAAAACAAAUAAAUAUCAAGCUUUUGAAAAUGACAGAGUACUUUGUUUGCGUGCGAACAAUUGCGCUGUGGAGACUGAGAGUGUUAGCGUCAUGCCUCGCGUCAUGCCUCGUGUCAAAGAUUUUUCGAGGCUGGUUUCCAUAUAGAUAUUUUCUGCGUGGUUAAGUGUUUUCACUGUUUUGUUUCCUGAGUUAUGUUAUCUGAUAAUUAGGAAGCGCGAAAAGGGUUAUUCAUAAUAAUAUUAAUAAAUGUUCUCUGAUCGUAAAACAUUUAUUUAAUAUUUUAUGAUGUGGCCGGAGCCGGAGCUCAGAGCUGUAAUUCGGCCGGAGCCGGAGCCGGAGAUGAAAAACCGGAGUUUGCACAGCACUACGAGGGAUGUCACGAGAAUUUCGGAAAACGUAAAGUCCGAAAGUCGAGCAACAUCCCAAGUGCAUGGAUCACGCUAUCCUGCUUGGAAAACCAUUUGGUAAUUGUUUUAUAAAAUAACUACAGUGAAACAAUGACAUUUUGAGAAUCCCGCAAAAAUCCCGCGAAGGCAUUUUAAUUCCUUGUGCAGGAUAGCCUGAUCCUGCACGGCUAUUGACCAAUCAAAUUGCGUGUUUGACUGUAUAGUUAUUAUAUAAUAUUAAAUGAAUUACGAAACUUGCUGUGGAUUGAUAGGAAUACAACUACAUGAAAAAUACAAGGAGAACUUCGACGUUUCGAGUAAAGACUAGGAAUGAAAUUGUAUCCCUAUCAAUCCCCAACUUUCCCAUUAUUGCUACUACCUACACUGGAACAGACAGUUCAACAUUAAAUGAAUUACACCGCUAUUACUUCAGAAAUUUAGUUUGUUAUCAAAAACUGAUAUAUUUUACUAAUGAAAGAUCAAUCCCUUUUUAGAGCCGCAAAACGAGAUGAUAAUCUACAUUGGUUCAACAAAAUUACUCCUGGCAGCGUUCGUCCUGUCUACAAUAUUAUUGUCGAUAUUAAUCGUGGAUUGCAACCUAUGGCAUCGCAAGAAGGGAAUACUUUAUAAUAUAUUGUGUUGUCAAAAAUACAGACGAGAAAUGGACUGUCAAGAUUGCGCUGAAAGACGACAGAUGAUGAUUGAUGUAUAA